This is a messenger RNA of Vespula pensylvanica (western yellowjacket), 4950 nucleotides long. RefSeq names its product nicotinamide/nicotinic acid mononucleotide adenylyltransferase 1 (gene Nmnat). Gene Ontology annotation, molecular function: nicotinate-nucleotide adenylyltransferase activity; nicotinamide-nucleotide adenylyltransferase activity. The transcript is spliced from 5 exons. Lineage: Eukaryota; Metazoa; Arthropoda; Insecta; Hymenoptera; Vespidae. Bases 1548 to 4775 code for a protein of 1075 amino acids. Gene Ontology annotation, biological process: NAD+ biosynthetic process. The record is from RefSeq and is a predicted model, not a curated record.
AGAGAGAGAGAGAGAGAGAGAGAGAGAGAGAGAGAGAAAAGACGAGUGAAAAAAAUAAGAUUUAAAGGGCACGCAUUGUCAAUUCGUCAAUAUUGUCAUGACUCGAUCGAUUGAUACGCCUAUAAUCGUAGCUCCAAUAUUAAAUGGCUGUAUGAAAAUGAGAGAGAGAGAGAGAGAGAGAGAGAAAGAGAGAGAGAGAGAGAGAGAGAGAAAGAGAAAGAGAGAGAAGGAACAGAACACGUUAUUGAUACAAUUGAGUACGAUCUUUAUGCUUAUGAUUAUGGUUAUUGUAUUAAUUAAUUGAUUAUCAUUAUAAAUUACCAUUAACAGAACGAAAGUAGGAAUAAACCUGACAGCAUCAAGGAAGGAAGAAAAUGAGGAAGAAAUAAAAUAUAAAAAAAAAAGAAAAUUACAAAUAAAAAAAAAAAGAAAAAAGAAAAAAAAAAGAAAGGUAACACUUAUAUUAUUGUACAUACUUACUUGUAACUGCUAUUCGUAUUGCAGAGGUUUUUGUUCUCUCAACGAAUGAUUUCCUCGUUUCUCUGCGGAAAGGAAAGGAGAAACAAACAAACAAACAAACAAAAAAAAGAAAACAAAACAAAAAGAAAACGUGAAUAAAAUAAAAUUUGUGUAUCAUUAAGCGACACCGUAACCCUUGUCACUACUUUUUUUCAUGCGUAGGAAGAAGAGUGGGGUGGGGAUGAUGGUGGGGGGUGAGAGAGAGAGAGAGAGAGAGAGAGAGAGAGAGAGAGAGAGCAACUAAAAAAGGAAGAGCAGAAAAGAUGGCCGACAACGGAUAGUAAUAGUCUCUAUGUAUUUCCUAACCUCGCGUUAUAAAGUUGUUACUCUAAAUCCUUCGGCGGUAUAUAAAAGUCCAGCUUACUUUACUAGAAACCGGGACCGUCGGAGAGACACUUUACAUUUACGUAAUAUUGACGUAAGAAAAAGUAUUUUAAAAGGUUGCAUAAAUCGGGGUCAUAACUCGUGUCCUCGAGUAAAUUUUUUUCCAAUAAGACGACGUGGCGCCAUCUCGCGGCAAAGCAUUCGAAGUAGAGUAUUGAUCUCUCUUCGAUGUAACAAAAGUUAUAUCUGUGUGUAUGUAGUAUUUUGCGAGUUAUACGUAGGUAGUAAGUUGUAUCUGCCUGUAAAUCAUGCACUUUUAAAUUGAAAGCUUUCACGAUAGGGAAAGAGAUGAGAGGUGGGAAAAAGUUUUGAGAUUUGCAUUUGCAGCUAAGUGAUAUACCGACGGACGAGGUUAAUGCAUAAAUCCGAUUCGUAUUUUUAUUAUUUCGAGAUCUAUUUUUUGUAUCAUCUAAAAAGAAAAAGAUUAGAACAUUCGCUUUUCGUCUUAAUUAUGUUUCCUUCAAAAGGAAGAAUGAAAACGUUGCCAAUGGAAACAAAUGGAAAAGAAAAAGAGAAACAAAACGUAUACAACUUGUUGACGCGCGUUCAAAGAGAGGAUGCGUAUGUUCGAUUAAACAAGAGACUGAAGGUCAUUUGAUAUCAAAAUGCAAUGACAAGAAAUAGCAAGAGAUCAUUUACAUCGAAUGGGUCAUCAUGUAGUGGUCGGUGGAAUUAUAUCGCCGGUUCAUGAUGCGUAUGCAAAGAAAGAACUUGCAUCAGCGACCCAUAGAUGCUCUAUGCUGCGCUUAGCGUUGCAAGACAGUGAUUGGAUUAAACUUUGUACUUGGGAAACCAGACAAAGCGCCUGGACGAGAACUAGAAAAUCUCUUCAGUACCAUCAAAAUUUAUUAAAUCUGUUUUUGUUUGAUACAAACGAUAUUAAAAAUAAUAUACCGAAAGAGGAUUUAGAAUGGAUACCGGAGAAUAUAAGAAAUUGCGAGGAUCAAACGCCGAUUCAAAUAAAAUUGUUGUGUGGAGCAGAUCUUCUCGAAAGUUUUGGAAAGUCUGAUUUGUGGAUGGAGGAAGAUAUAGAUGCAAUAGUAGGUCAACAUGGACUCGUUGUCAUUACAAGAGAGGGCUCUAAUCCUAACAAGUUCAUAUAUGAUUCGGAUAUUCUUUCAAGACAUAUGAAUAAUAUUCAUAUCGUGACAGAAUGGAUUCCAAACGAAGUUAGUUCAAGUAGAAUAAGAAGAGCAUUCAAAAGAGGUGAAAGCGUAAGGUAUCUCCUUCAGGAUUCUGUCAUUGAUUAUGUCCACAAAAAUGGAAUUUAUAACACAAAUUCUACUACAACGACAAUUAAGUUGGACCUGACCUCGCCCAAUGCGAACGAUUACUUGACCAUUGAUCCCAAGUACCAAAGCACCUUCCUCACGCCGUCGCCUAGCGACGUUACCAUGGAAUCCCCGAGCCCGAUUGAAAUUAUAAGCAUCGAUGUUCCCGAUACCGUUCUGCGUAAAAACCUGCAGAACGCAACGAGCGCGGCCUUCGUCGCUUCCAGACAGUCGGGUCUCGAGGAGGCUCGUGAGAAAUUCAUUAACGCGAUCAGUGCUGAGAAUGUUAAUGCCAAGCACGUAACUUCUAGCACGAAGGCCGCGUAUCCAGGUCAAGCGAAACAAAUCAUUGCCACCGAAAGCGGUGAAUCGCAGAUCCUCGACGAGGUAGGUUCUGUUAACGAAGACAUUAGGGUCACGAGGGUUCCUAGCAAAGUAAACGAGACAUCUUCGAAUUCGUCAACUUUCGAGGAUGUUUCGAUGAAGGUCGAUCGAGUCGAAAGUGUAGGGCCUAGCGAUAAUAUAGAUAGGACGAAGAAAACGAAGAGUGAUAACAAAGUCGAUGCGAAUUCAGAACUCGAUGAUCACAGGGAAGACAAAAAUGUUCGUUUAUUGUCCGUGGAAGAGAAUGUAAAAUCUGGAAUAGAUCCACGAUUCGAGUGUGCACUUUCUGAUUUUACAAUUUCCAAAGAUGAUCACACGUAUAGUAAGUUGAUAAAUAAUGAUAAAGAUAACGAAGUGGUUGCAACUGUAAAGGAAGAUGUUCAAGAUGUACAAUCGAAGGUCGUAGAGGAUACUUCAAACGAUAUAGAGAAUGAUAGAAGAGAUAGUCAAUUGGAAGAGUCCAAUGCCGAGCAAUGCGUCGAUGAAAUAUUUUUGGACACUGCCAUGGAUGUGAAAAAAGAUAUCGAGGAAGAUAAUAAUGUUUUUCAAAGCGUUGAAUUGAGUCCAGCUGCUAGCACGAUCGAAGCUGUCUCUGUGAUAGAAAAUCUAGUUAUAAAGAAUCAGGAGAGUUGUGAAGGAAAGGAGGAGGAUAAGAAGAAAUUUAACGGUGACGAUCAAAUCGAAGAAAAGAUUCAGUCUUCGUCUAAACGUUCGUCUAAACGUGAUUCAAAUCUCGAAAUAGAUGGUAAGUACUUGAAGUCAGUGGUGAACUCUCGUAAAAGUCCGAGAAAAGUUAAAGACAGUCAACUACGGCAAUUCGAAUGCAUCUCACCUGUCGGACAAGAUCGUAUCGAUGUUUCUUUGAUCGAACAGAAGCCAGGAAGAGCGAGAUCAUUGAAAGCAAGUAAUUCGAGAAAAGGAACCAGCGACACGAGAGGACAAGAUGUAAAGAUGAGUACCCAACGAUACGACACAGUUUUAAAGGGUAGCUUAGAUUCGAUGAUCAAAGCUAACGAAUCCAAGACGACUUUAAGAAAAAAAACUGGAAAGAGCUCGAAGGAAACGUUUUCGAAGAAAUCAAAGAGUUACGAGUCGAUAAAAAGGAUUCAAGAGGUUUACUUAGGAGAACCUUCGAAGACGGAUAACAGUAUGUCUCAAACAUUGAUCUCAGCUGAAGAAUUCGAUUCUCAUACCGACGAAUUUUGUUCAGUAUGUUGUUACAUAAAUGAACUUACUAUGAGAACCGAUGAUGAGAUCAGUAGUCCGAAUCAAGAGAUAUUUUAUACGUUACGUUCAAAUUGUAGCUCGUUGGAGGACUCAACCGAAUGCGAUAUAUGUAGUUCAUGGAAUCUACAGAGUUCGAACGAGGUAUUGGAUCGUACGAUUUUAUCAACUACGAACAACGAAGAGUCCCUUUGCGAAAUUUGUGAGAUUUGUGGGGAGGUAGGUGAUAAUAUGGAGUUUCAGAAAGAGUCGAUGAUGUUACCUCGACAAGUCAAAGUUUAUCAAGACAAGCGAAUGUUAGAGGACGAUUAUAAAAUCUUGGACAAUACCACGAUUACCGACGUGUCCUUGGAUGAGGAUAGUUUUGAGAUCGAGAACUGUGGUUUGAUGAGUGGCACCGAAUCGAUGGACGAUCGAGGAUUUCUACAGAGCGAGGACGAGCCAAAGAGCAAUGAAAAAUUAACGUCGAUUAAGUCAAUGUAUUUGCGUGGUACAUCUUUGAAAACCCGAGAGAAAUAUUUUGUGCCUAAGGACGAACUCGCGAUACUUUCUAGUGGCUCGAGGAAGAUCACUCGUAAGGGAUCAUUGUUAAAAAAGAAACCGGACGAUCAUCAGAUCGUUGUCUCCCAGGACAAACGACGUUAUUCAUCAGCUGACAAUCUCCAACUAGCCAAGGUCUUUGCAACAAGGAACGACAAAUGUCUCAGGUCGUCGAAGUCUGGUAAAUCGACUGGUUCUGCCGACAAUAUAAGAUCGUCGAGAAACAGUUCGAGAAGAUGCAAGUCACUUCAAAGAUCUGUUGACAACGUACGAUAUUUGGACUCUUCCACGGACAAUUUAGACUCGUUAGCUGAGAGUCUUGGUCAAGAGGAUAACGAUGAUAGACCGUUCGAUUGGAACGAAAAGCCGAAGGUCAGGGAUAACGAGACUGUUAAAAUGAUACUCACUAAGCAUGGGAUCAAAAUCAUUAGCGAGAAGGAAACGGCUUUGUAAUCGAUCGGCUCAGUUGCAAUUAAUGUUACUCUAACGAACUGAAUCUUCGGUUUCUCGUUGGCUCCUUUUCGCUCGGUUCUUGUAUCAUCGGCUUUUGUGAUAAUCUAGGAUGUUACGUACACACACACACACACACACAUAGACACAGACAUUUACAUACACACACAUAUAUAUA